Messenger RNA from Amyelois transitella, 2149 nucleotides. RefSeq names its product piggyBac transposable element-derived protein 4. The transcript is spliced from 2 exons. Bases 161 to 1975 code for a protein of 604 amino acids. The record is from RefSeq and is a predicted model, not a curated record. NCBI's taxonomy places the organism in Eukaryota, Metazoa, Arthropoda, Insecta, Lepidoptera, Pyralidae.
UUUCCCCGCGCCCUAUGCCCCCGCCACUUUUUCUAGCUUCCUGAUUUGCCAAUUAGUGCAUCGCGUGACACGCGCAACGUCACACGAUUAUUAGAACAGGAGUUACGGUCAUUUCGUCGUCCGCUCGACGAAAGUUUAGUAACAAAGUUAGUUUUGAAAGAUGGAUUUGAGAAGACAAGAGGAUCAGAUACGUCGGUGGCUUGAGGAAGACAUUGAUGCAGACAACGAGAAUGGGUCCGACAAUUCAGCCUCGGAAACCGAAGAUAAUGUGGAGGAGGAAGUUCACAGAAAUACCAGCAGUGAAUCGGAAUUUUCCAGCGAGUCCGACGACGAACCUAUUCGCCCAAGUAAGAGAAGGAGAACUCAGGUUAUUGACUCCGAGGAAUCAGGUGAGGAUACAGAGGUUCAGACAUCUCAGAAAAUUCACUCAAAUGUUCUCCAGCCACGUUCCCAAUUCCUAUACGGGAAAAAUAACCAUAAAUGGUCGUCUACACCAAGGUUAGCUUCUGUACGAACUUCGCAGAGAAACAUAGUUCACUUUAUACCAGGGCCUAAACAAGAAGCUAGGGAACUUUCUGAACCAAUAGAUCUAUUUUCACUGUUUUUAACGGAAGACAUGCUGCGAGAUAUUGUGACAUUUACAAAUGCAGAAAUAAAUAUAAAAAAAAAUAAUUAUAAAAAGGAGUUGUAUACCGUGUCGCCCACAUGUUUUGAAGAAAUAAGAGCUUUGCUUGGUUUACUAUUUAUCUCAGCAGCUGUGAAAAGUAACCACUUACCAACACGCACGCUUUUCAAUACUCAACGAUCAGGGACUAUUUUCAAAGGUUGUAUGAGUGCAGAGCGAUUCAAUUUUCUUAUCAAAUGCCUUAGAUUUGAUGAUAAGGAAACAAGAGCUAUUAGACAACGAGAUGACAAGUUUGCGCCUAUACGGGAACUGUGGCAAGCAUUGAUUGUCAACUUUCAGAGGUGGUACACUCCAGGGUCGUAUAUAACUGUAGACGAACAACUCGUUGGAUUUCGAGGAAGAUGCCCAUUCAGAAUGUAUAUACCGAAUAAGCCAAAUAAAUAUGGAAUCAAACUUGUGAUGGCUGCAGAUGUGAACAGUAAAUACGUAGUCAAUGUCAUUCCAUACUUGGGAAAAGGAACUGAUACUCAAAGGCAACCAUUGGCUACGUUUUUCAUAAAAGAAAUAACGUCAACUUUACACGGCACAAAUCGCAACAUUACAAUGGAUAACUGGUUCACAUCUGUUCCUUUGGCUCAGGAGCUCUUGAAAACACCUUAUAAUCUGACAUUGGUGGGCACAUUACGAAGUAAUAAACGAGAAAUCCCUGAAAAACUUAAGAAUACUAAGUCUCGCGCAAUUGGUACUUCAAUGUUUUGUUACGACGGUGAUAAGACGUUAGUUUCGUACAAAGCUAAAUCAAAUAAGGUUGUUUUUGUUUUAUCUACUAUUCACGAUCAACCUAUUAUUAACGAAGAUACAGGAAAACCAGAAAUAAUUCACUUUUACAAUAGUACAAAGGGUGCGGUUGACACUGUGGAUCAAAUGUGUUCCAACAUAUGCGCGAACAGAAAAACUAAGAGAUGGCCUAUGUGCGUGUUUUAUAACAUGCUGAAUCUGUCUGCAAUAAAUGCUUACGCUAUAUAUGUUUCUAAUAGCGUUAGAAAUAAGAAAAAGCCUAUUUGCCGGCGCGACUAUGUUAUGAAAUUAGGAGACCAACUCAUAGAGCCCUGGCUGCGGCAACGUUUGCAUACAGUGACUUUGAGGCGUGACAUCAAGGUCAUGAUUCAAGAUAUCCUGGGGGAAUCUCCUAAUAUCGCAGCUCCUGUUCCUACUGUGUCGAAUGAGCGUAAAAUAUGCUACCUAUGUCCCUCCAAGGCUCGAAGGAUGACAAAACAUCGUUGCCUAAAAUGCAAACAAGCUAUUUGCGGACCACAUAACUUAGAUGUAUGCAGUCGCUGUUUUGAAUGAUUUUUUUUAUUAAUAAUUUGCUCUUUUUUGUUCGUUAAGAACAUACAUUUCUUGUGAUUUACUAGAUUUCUUUUUUUAAUAAAUAUUUUUGAAAAUAUCGCUCAUUUUUAUUGCGUCGUCCGCUCGACGAAUAUUUAGUAAUUAAGUAACACUGAAUAUAGUUUAGUUAUCUAG